Messenger RNA from Penicillium verhagenii, 282 nucleotides. RefSeq lists its product as uncharacterized. The transcript has a single exon. The record is from RefSeq and is a predicted model, not a curated record. NCBI's taxonomy places the organism in Eukaryota, Fungi, Ascomycota, Eurotiomycetes, Eurotiales, Aspergillaceae. The coding region runs from base 1 to 282 and encodes 93 amino acids.
AUGCGGCCCCGCGUCUGGGACGACCUCACCGCUUUUGCCGUCGCGUGGGAUCGAAAGCAGCUUCCUCUCGUCAGACACUGGUGGAGUGAAAAGCGAAUACCUGCCGCUCUCGCUUUGGAAAUGCGACGCUGUAUUUCCAUCCAUGACGUGCGAGCAUCAACAAUGUUCUGCAUCCUUGCUCGACAAAUUGCUCAGCCGGCGAAUGUCAUUGUUCUUGCCAACCUGUUCAUCUGUUGCGCGGUUACCCUCUACCGAUCUCCACAGACCGUCUGCCAGAGUUGA